UCCAGACUCCUGGGGCUUUGGCUGGGAGUCAUUUUUCUAGCUGGGUUCUUCCAUAUGAACGGAAAUGUCAUCUUUUCAUAUAGAGUGUGGGGGUUUUCCACCAAGCACCUGAGACCCAGUCACCCCCAGAUGAACGUGAUGUUUCUCAAGACCCACAAAACUGCCAGCAGCACCAUCAUGAAUAUCCUAUUCUGGUUUGCAGAGAGGCAUAAUCUGAUCCUAGCCCUUUUGGCUGGCCAGAACUACCACCUGGGCUAUCCUCAUCGCUUCAUGGCCCAGUUUGUAGAGGGAUUUAAAACCAUCGGACAAAGUUACAACAUCAUGUGUAACCACAUGAGAUUUAACCUCCAAGAGGUCCAAAAAGUAAUGCCAACCACCACCACCUACUUUUCCAUCCUGAGAAACCCAGUUUCACUAAUGGAGUCCUCCUAUGCCUAUAAUAAAUUUUUUACACCAGCAUUUAGAAGGUCAGAGGAUGUGAAUGAGUUUCUGGCAUCUCCAUGGACAUAUUACAAUAUGAGUGAAUACACAAAUAACAUUCAUGCGAGGAACUACAUGUGGUUUGACUUUGGCUAUGACAACAACGCAAUGGACACUGAGGACUAUGUUCAGAGUGUCAUAGUGGAGAUCGAACAGGGUUUUCAGCUGAUACUGCUAACUGAUUACUUUGAUGAGUCCAUGGUCCUGCUGAAGGACACUUUGGGCUGGGAGCUGGAUGAUGUGGUUUACUUCAAGCUGAAUUCCCGAAGCCAGGACACUAUCGAGAGCAUGACCCCUGAGAGCAAGGAAAAGGUAAAAGAAUGGUGCUCAUUGGACUGGAAGCUCUACCAACACUUCAACAGGACCUCCUGGAGGAGAAUUCAGGAGACAAUAGGGCUAGAAAAAUUGAAUCAGGAGAUGAAUCUCCUGAGAAUGAGACAAAAGGAACUUAUGGAGCUGUGUCUCUUGGAUCCAGUGCCGAUAGAUAAGAUCAAGAUCAAAGACAAAAAACUUCAGCCCUUCCAGUCAGGGUAUGCAAAUAUUCUGGGCUAUAAUCUUAAAGAAGACAUGGCUAAUGAGACUCUGAGAACCUUCCUGAGACUGAUCAUACCUGAGCUUCAGUAUAUGUUAUAUCUGUAUGCUCAUCAGUUUCCAGAGAAGAGGAGGAAGAGCACAACUUUUCCCUUGUGGCAGAGGUGACAGUGUUGGUGGAUCGUUAAUAUCACCCACAGAGCAAUAAUGCUUAUAACAUUGCUAUCACCUUGUUCAUGUACCUCCUAGAGAUGUGUUUACAUUUUUGUGGCCCAGUGGAGUUAACCCAUGAAAUUUCCUUACAGAGAUUUCAGAUCCGUGAGUGGUGAGACAAAAGGGGUGUGGCAGGAACAGAGGACUCCCCAGCUGACUCCAUUUGGUAUAUGGUUCCCUGGACAUCUUUGCUUGCUCCAGCUUAAACCAGGGGCUGGGCUGGGGUGAAGUUGGCUAAAGAACCAGGAAUCUGUGACUGGUUCCCUAACCACCUAGUGUCUCUGCUGCACAAAGCAGAUACCGGCCUUUCCUCUGUGGGUGAAAUACUAGUUAAACUCACAGUAUCAGAUUUAGUACAAAUGCCUGCA
Molecule: messenger RNA, 1592 nt
Organism: Dermochelys coriacea (leatherback sea turtle)
Lineage: Eukaryota; Metazoa; Chordata; Testudines; Dermochelyidae
Gene: GAL3ST2
Product: galactose-3-O-sulfotransferase 2
Exons: 3
Coding region: 55-1179 (374 amino acids)
Biological process (GO): glycolipid biosynthetic process; glycoprotein biosynthetic process
Cellular component (GO): membrane
Molecular function (GO): galactosylceramide sulfotransferase activity
Source: RefSeq, a predicted model, not a curated record